Messenger RNA from Xenopus tropicalis (tropical clawed frog), 751 nucleotides. RefSeq names its product serine/threonine-protein kinase 3-like. The record is from RefSeq and is a predicted model, not a curated record. Bases 59 to 451 code for a protein of 130 amino acids. The transcript has 3 exons. Gene Ontology annotation, molecular function: ATP binding. Lineage: Eukaryota; Metazoa; Chordata; Amphibia; Anura; Pipidae.
UCCCCCAUAUUGUAAUAUCCAGGCUGACAUCUGGUCACUAGGGAUCGCAGCCAUUGAAAUGGCGGAAGGACAUCUCCCAUUCAGCAAACUUCCCAAGCAGAAGCUGAUCCAGAAAAUAACAACCGGUCCCAUUCCAUCAUUACCAUCACGGGGCAAUUGGAGUGACGAGUUCCGCUUCUUUAUCAGCGAGUGCCUGCAGAGAGACCCAGGCAGAAGACCAUCUGCAAGGCAGCUCCUCACGCACCCUUUCAUUGCCGAGCUCCGGGGUGAAAGGGGGGUGCAGAGGAAUAUCGCCCAACACCUGCACAGAGGUAGGGGAACUGCUCAUUCUCAUUAUAGUUCAUGUGAUGCACAGACUGUAACCAUUUACUGUUCCCAUUCCUACAAUAUUCUCCUGCUUUCCUACAUACAAUAUCAUUCUAUAACUAAAGCCACCAAGAAUAAAGACUAAGAUUGGAUUAGGGCAGAGCUCACUAAACUGGGCUAAAUCUACAGGAGAGACAAACAUCUGAGAGGGGAGAACAUGUUAUUAUUAGACAGUUGUAGUUGGCCUUUAAAUUAGCAGCAAAAGGGAACGUGAUAUAAAACCUGCAUAUAAAUGCAAAGAGUAAAAAGGAACAAAUUGCAGAAUUAUUAUAUACUCACCUACUCCAUGGAUAACACUGAACAAUCUCUCCUUAGGAACGAAGCACUGAAACGAGAACAACGAGGCAGCCAUCGGGGGAGGGUCGGGGGCAUAAAUAGGGGGCCU